AUGUCCGAUGACUUCCGGCGAAACCAAAUGAACUCACAUGUAGUUGAACAAAUGGUUUUGUUGGAUAUUAGAAAUAUGCUACAGUCAAUGGGUAAGGACAUAUCAUCAUUUCCUCUUCGUGAGAUUGAAGAGGAGCAUGACACCAUGUCUGGAGAGGUAAGAGAAAUAUUCGAAGAGAGAUCUAUAGAGGUAGACCAUGAAUUUUCCUCAGUCGUGUCAUCUCUCAACCGUGAACAACGGUAUGCUUAUGACAAAAUAUUAUCAUAUGUUGACAACGGUAAUGGAACUGCAUUCUUUGUUGAUGGUCCUGGAGGGACCGGAAAGAUAUUCCUAUACAAAGCUUUGCUAGCUAAGGUCCGUAGUGAGGGAAAAAUAGCUGUUGCUACCGCGACAUCUGGUGUUGCUGCCUCAAUCCUGCCUGGUGGCAGGAAUGCACACUCAAGAUUUAAGAUAUCACUGGGCAUACAAGAAGGAGGAGUGUGUAACUUUACAAAGGAGAGUGAGACCGUGAAACUUCUUCGAAUGGCUUCACUUAUAUUAUGGGAUGAGGUUUCUAUGACAAAAAGGCAAGCAAUUGAAGCACUUGAUAAGAGCCUGAGAGACAUCAUGGAAAAGCCUGAUCUACCAUUUGGAGGAAAGACGAUUGUUUUUGGAGGCGACUUCAGGUAG
Molecule: messenger RNA, 669 nt
Organism: Phragmites australis (common reed)
Lineage: Eukaryota; Viridiplantae; Streptophyta; Magnoliopsida; Poales; Poaceae
Exons: 1
Coding region: 1-669 (222 amino acids)
Biological process (GO): telomere maintenance; DNA repair
Molecular function (GO): DNA helicase activity
Source: RefSeq, a predicted model, not a curated record